GCCCGAAUUGUAUUUUCUCUUUCCACCACAGAAGUCCACAAUUCGUUCAUAGGACCUCGCUUUCUUGGACUCGUCGUAUUCUCAAAUACCACCUAAAACAUUAUGGGACGUUUACGCCGCUCAAGAGCUCAUCAUGCAAGAAGAGACGUUCACCGCGCAGCUCGCACACGAGUCAGGGGAAGGGAUUUAGAUCAGAUCCAACUCAUUGACUUGGACCCCAAAAACCGCGCCGCUCUAGAAGCUCAGCCAUUGGAUUACGAACGACCGGGUUUGGGUCAACACUACUGCGUUGAAUGCGCAAAAUACUAUGAAACCGAUGCCGCUCUCCAAUCACAUUGGAAGAGCAAGGUGCACAAGCGGCGGUGUAAAGCCUUGAAAGAACCAGCUUAUACAAUAGAGGAUGCGGAACGAGCAGCAGGGUUGGGAAAGGAAGGGAAGCGGCCAGCUUCGACCCUGAUUUCUGCGGAACCCAUGCCUAUAGACGAGAAUGUGGUUACUUGAGGCCUGUCAUUAACGAUGCAGGUUUUAUUAUCGUUAUUUGCUUCGGACUGGUGUACUUAUACUCGCUCUCGCUUUCUGUACUCGUUCAUAUCGAGCC
Messenger RNA from Somion occarium, 598 nucleotides. Lineage: Eukaryota; Fungi; Basidiomycota; Agaricomycetes; Polyporales; Cerrenaceae. The record is from the annotation of a GenBank genome assembly.